AUGUUCAAGAAAUUUGAUGAAAAAGAAAAUGUGUCGAACUGCAUCCAGUUGAAAACCUCAGUUAUAAAGUGUAUUAAGAACCAGUUGAUAGAACAAUUUCCAGGUAUUGAACCAUGGCUUAAUCAAAUCAUGCCUAUUUGACAGAAAGAUCCUGUCAAAAUAGUGCGAUGCCAUGAACAUAUAGAAAUCCUUACAGUAAAUGGAGAAUUACUAUUUUUUAGACAAAGAGAAGGGCCUUUUUAUCUAACCCUAAGGUUACUUCAAAAAUAUCCUUUUAUCCUGCCACACCAGCAAGUUGAUAAAGGAGCCAUCAAAUUUGUAUUCAGUGGAGCAAAUAUCAUGUGUCCAGGCUUAACUUCUCCUGGAGCUAAAUUUUACCCUGCUGUAAUAGAUACAAUUGUUGCAAUCAUGGCAGAAGGAAAACAGCAUGCUCUGUGUGUUGGAGUCAUGAAGAUGUCUGCAGAAGAUACUGAGAAAGUCAACAAAGGAAUUGGCAUUGAAAAUAUCCAUUAUUUGAAUGAUGGGCUAUGGCAUGUGAAGACCUAUAAAUGA
This is a messenger RNA of Enhydra lutris kenyoni (northern sea otter), 552 nucleotides long. Its product is annotated as malignant T-cell-amplified sequence 1-like. Lineage: Eukaryota; Metazoa; Chordata; Mammalia; Carnivora; Mustelidae. The record is from RefSeq and is a predicted model, not a curated record. Gene Ontology annotation, biological process: formation of translation preinitiation complex. Gene Ontology annotation, molecular function: RNA binding.